AUGAUAUCCGAGGAUAAAUCGCAGCUUACUUCUCGAGAGGCAUCUCACGUCUACGAGAUCGUUGAGCUCUCUGAAGUCAAACACUCCAGUCUUACAUGGCACUGGUGCAAGACAAGUCUACCGCAUCUGAUUGGCACACCCCUGUCGGUCUUGUCAUGGGUCUUCUCCAUCCGCUUUCUACUACUGCUCUGGCGAUCUCUAUGGGAUGGGAUUGAGAAGCCAGGAAUCGUUGCCUCAUGCUACUUUGCAACGCAGGUCUCACUUCUCAUCGCAAGGGUGGCCGAUGACGGCUGGAGGCUUCUUUGCACAAACCCUCGAUUGCGUCCUCGACUUCGUCUAACCGGCCCAAUGGUUCCCCGAGCCGAUGUUAUCAUUACAACGUGUGGCGAAGACAUUGAUGUUGUCAUGGAUACUGUCAGAGCAGCUUGCGAUCUCGACUAUCCUGCAGACAGCUUCAGAAUCUUGAUUGCCGAUGAUGCCGCAAAUCAGGACCUGGAGAUUCAAAUAGCUGCCUUGGCGAGUAAGAUACCCGUCACUCUCUUGUACUAUGCGAGACCUGUCAGAGGUGGCAUGAAGGCGGGUAACAUGAAUUCUGCUCUUAACUACCUGCAAAGUCUUGGAGCAGCCGAAUAUUGCACCUUCUGCGACGUUGACAUGGUUUUUGAACCCGAAUUCCUCCGCGCUACGCUUCCGCUUCUUGUCGUCGACGGACAAGUUGGAGUAGCUGUAGUUCCCCAGAGAUUCUACAAUGUGCCGACAAAUGACCCGCUCUAUCAAAGUCUCAAUGUCGACGGCAAGUUUGAUGAAAUUCAGCGCGACAGUAUGAAUUGUGCGUGGGUGACGGGUCCUGGAGUCGUCUUCCGCUAUACUGCGGUUAGAGACAUCGGAGGCUUUCCGGAAAAUGCCCUAGCUGAAGACAUCAUUACUGGUUUCACUCUCCAAGGGCGAGGAUGGAAAGUCGUUUAUUGUCGCGAAGAGCUACAGUUCGGUCUCGUACCAGACACUUUCAAAGCUCAUGUUACUCAGCGAAUGAAAUGGUUCGUUGGAAGACUUCGUAACUCUCGCAAGCUAGACUGCGCUAUAGCAUCACCUCUUGUCAAAGGUAUGACCUGGAAGCAACGUGUAUCCGCGAUCUGUCAUUGUGCUUCACCCAUCACAUCCAUGAUGAACAGACCACUCUGCUCUUGGAUCAUUCUUAUGCUCAUCGCCUCUGGCAAACCGCUCAUCACUGCGAGCUCGGACGGACUGCGAGCCAUUCUGCUUACAUAUCUUCUUACCAAGAUCACAGCUCACGUCGAAGAACUGCUCGCAAGUACAAGUUGUGGCUACCUGGCAUUGCGCCGCAGAGUUGAGGGAACGCAUUGGCUACACACUCAUCUAUUCUUUGCGCUCGCCAAGGAUCUGUUCCCGAAGAAGCUCUCCGGGCCACGUAUCGGCUUCAUACCCACCGCACUCGCAGAAUCUAAAAUUCAAGAGCGUCAUCCUGACCGUCGUCCUGCCUUCUUGCGACGCUUGCGUGUGAUGUUUCUUUACCAAGAUCUAUGGUAUCACGUCGCCAUACUAUUCAUUGCUAUGGCAGUUUUCGCAAUUGGCCUCGUGAGGUCAGGCAAUCAUGCAAGCCUCGAAUACAUUUUGACGCAUCUAUUGGUUCCAGGAGCUGCAUGGAGCAGCCACUUCGCCUCGCUCAGACCAAUCUCAUAUGCUGUCUCACCUCCGACCAUGCCAGAGCGAAGGGACCUGAUGUAUCGGGAUAUUGCCCGCUCAAGACUAGAGACCAAACAGAACGAGGAUCAUCUUCAGCUGCAUCUGGAAGACGAACCCGACAUCUCCACAUUCGAGGUCUGGAGACCAAGACCUGAACAAAAGCUUGAGAAGUGGGAUGCUUGGACAGUGUUACCAGAAUUGCCAAGACAUGUCGGUCUGCUAUUUUGGUUUGUUGUGGGUUUGGGUCUAUGGGAAUAA
This is a messenger RNA of Aureobasidium subglaciale EXF-2481, 1962 nucleotides long. Its product is annotated as glycosyltransferase family 2 protein. The coding region runs from base 1 to 1962 and encodes 653 amino acids. The transcript is spliced from 4 exons. NCBI's taxonomy places the organism in Eukaryota, Fungi, Ascomycota, Dothideomycetes, Dothideales, Saccotheciaceae. The record is from RefSeq and is a predicted model, not a curated record.